CUGUUCUCUCGGACGCUCAAAUGACCGGUUUUUUUGGUCACCCUCUAGUGUUCCCCAAUCUAUAUAUCAUCGUUAUCAUCAUCAUACAAUGUUUGAAUCUUCCAUUAACCCAACGAUGGGGAGGGUAAAGUUAAAGAUUAAGAGGUUGGAAAACACCAAUGGACGCCAAGCAACCUAUGCCAAAAGGAAGAAUGGAAUCAUGAAGAAAGCUAGUGAAUUAUCUAUAUUAUGUGAUAUUGAUAUUAUACUUCUCAUGUUUUCACCAGGUGGAAAACCUUCGUUAUGUAGAGGGAGACGCAGCAACUUUGAGGAGGUGAUAGCAAAGUUUGCUCAACUAACCUCACAAGAAAGGGCAAAGAGGAAGUUGGAGAGUCUUGAAGCACUAAAGAAAACAUUUAAGAAGUUAGAUCAUGAUGUGAAUAUACAAGAAUUUUAUGGUACAAGUAGUCAAACUGUUGAGGAUUUGAGUAAUCAAACCAAGCUAUUACAUAAUCGAAUCGCUGAAAUACAAGAGAGACUAAGCCAUUGGACUGAAAUUGAAAAAAUUAGUAGUGUGGAUGAAUUGGAACACAUGGAAAAUUCACUCAAGGAGUCUCUUAAUCAAAUUAAUUCUCACAAGGAAAAUGUACAAAAGCAACAAUUGGCAUCAUUGCAAUGCAAUAAUCAGUUCAAUGAAAUGCAUGUUCCCUACAAAAUGAGUGCUCAACAACAUCUUCAAUCUAUUUCAUGGAUGGUUAAUGGUGAUAACCAGAACAUAGUAAUGCCUGAAGAUUCAAACUUGCUUCUCCACAAAGAUGUAGAAGGCUCAACAAGUUCAUCUUUUGGGAGUUAUGCAAGUUACCUUGGCUCAAGCACAAAAACAAACAAUAUUUCAAAUUCUGGUCAAGAAAAUUGUGUCCUUAGUGACAUGAGCAAUACAGCACCAGUAAGGCUACAAUUCAAUGGACAAUUUCCAUACAUUCCAAACAAUUUCAACAUAAUGAAUGAUGUGAAGCUCCAACCAACUACAGGGAUUAAUAAUAAUAAUCCACAUGAAAACCAAGUAGAUUAUAAUGUGAAUGGUAACAUUAAUGAAGCACCUAAACAAGGGUUUGAUCAAUCCAAUCACCAUGGAUGGAGUUCUGCUUCAGGGCCUUGUGCUGUUAAUAUCUUUGAUGAACAUUUGUAUCAUGCACAACCAAAUUUUCCACAAGUGCAUUUUGGAUUCACAUAGAAACACUUGUUUUUUCUUCUAGUUUUUGGUAUUUUUGCAUGACUUACUUCUC
This is a messenger RNA of Cicer arietinum (chickpea), 1265 nucleotides long. Its product is annotated as agamous-like MADS-box protein AGL30. NCBI's taxonomy places the organism in Eukaryota, Viridiplantae, Streptophyta, Magnoliopsida, Fabales, Fabaceae. Gene Ontology annotation, molecular function: protein dimerization activity; DNA binding. The record is from RefSeq and is a predicted model, not a curated record.